Molecule: messenger RNA, 4702 nt
Organism: Epinephelus fuscoguttatus (brown-marbled grouper)
Lineage: Eukaryota; Metazoa; Chordata; Actinopteri; Perciformes; Serranidae
Gene: smim18
Product: small integral membrane protein 18
Exons: 2
Coding region: 2655-2978 (107 amino acids)
Source: RefSeq, a predicted model, not a curated record
AGUAACAACAGUUAAGGCAAAAUAUUUAAAUGUCACAUCAGUAUUGUUUUACGCUGACACCAGUGGACUACACGGACAGGUAGAGGCCACAGGUUGUUGUGAUAAAACUGUUUAAAAUCAUGAACAUUUAAGGUGCUCUGUACAAAAUUCAGACCGUAUGGGAUGUCUGCACAUGGUUCUCAAAAUGAAGGUAGCAGUUAAUGGUGCUAACUCCAUAAACAGUGCUAAACAACAGCAACAGUGCUGACUGAGCUUGAGUCUGAGAGUUUGUUAACCUGGGGGAACCGAAGGUUAGGUGCUACACUUGGGUUAGGUUAACGACACUGAUUGAUAACUGCCGUAUGAGUGCAGCGCAAAGUGACGGCAAUGAAGUAUCCAGCAUGCACAUGUACACGCGCCUGUCCAGUUCACCACAACAAACUAUAGGAGAAGCUCUGUUACAACACACAGAGGCAGCAUGACUUCAUUCUUUGGUCAGGAUGCCAUUACUCCACUUUGUCUUUACAUAGCGAAUGAUGGUUUGCUGCUAUAUCAAUGCUCUGAAUGUUGCGUACAUAAUAGUUAAAACAUGAUUUGCACACUAGCUUGUCUUAUAUUACAACAAAUAAAUUACAUGAUUUUCUUUGGUGUUCACUAAUCUUUGUUUAAUCAGGCUGAAAUUUUUCAUUGCAUGCACUGUUCUACAUUUUUCUUACUGUCAACAGAACAGUUCCCAAGGAAAGACUGAAACUAAGUUUCUUGUCCUGUCUGUAGCAUUCGGACUCUAGCAUAUUUGUUAUGCCGAAGAUGUCACUGUUUACAAAAGGGCCAAAAAUAUAUACUUAAAAUUUUCUUCAAAAGUUGAUUUUUUUCCCCAAAAUUUGAAUAACACACAUUUAGUGUGCUAGUGAGUAGCUAUGGCAGCAGUGACAAAAUAAGCUGCAGUAGCUAUACUGAUAUGUUCAGAGCAAACAGUGCAUCAAUGGGUUUCAUUGAUGUUUUUGUAAUAAUAUUCGGGCAGUGAUGGAGUUCUAUGGCACAAAUGAAUAAUAUACAGUAGGCUUUGGCUACACAGCUAAAACGUGUUAUUUGGAUCAUCUUGAUAGUUUUGGUCCUUUGCUGAAAAUAAAAAAAUAUAUAAUAUUGCCAGCUUUAUCCUUCGCCAGCUGAGGAGAGACCACAGCCAUUUUCUAAGGGGUCCCUUGACCUCACUCCUUAAAAUAUCUGAAUGAAAAUGGGUUCAAGUUUAUGCUAAUCCCAUGCAGUCUGGGGUAAAAACCAAGCAGCUUUUUGGAUACAGUAUAAAUGUUUUAUUUCUGCCUAUUGUAUUUUAAUAUUUCUGCACACUGGGGUCCAAAAUCUGUCUUGCAAUUGCAUAAAUUGUGUAUGGAUGGAAAUCUGAGACACGUGGAUUCAGUGAGCCCAGCUGCAUUCAUGUAUGAUGGUGUUAGUCCCUGUAGCAGCCAUUCCACUGAAGUGAGACCAUUUUUUUGAGGCAGACAUCACUGUAUAAAAUGUCCUCUUGUGACCUCUAGAGUAAUCACAGCCUCAUGAUAUUUUACAACCACAAACUAAAGACCUUGGGCAUUGAGAGGAUGGGUGGCUUUCAUAGAUAUAUUAACAAUACGGAGGGUUCUCAGCAGAACAGAACGCUCACCAUCCAACUGGACAAAAAAAAAAUGCAAUUCUUACAGAAAUAUCCCAAUGUCAACAGUGUUUGAUACCAUUUCACAGCAUGGAUUUUUCUAUGGUGUAAGUCUUGCUGUCUUGAUGUGGUAUUUUAAAGGGAUUUUUGACCAUUUUAUUAACUCUUAAGUCCAAAAACUAUUAAAUUAAGCACCAAAUCUGUGUAACAAAUGGUAUCAAUUUACAAGACACAUUUGACAGUGGUAAUAGCUAUCAUAUACUUCCAUCAUCAUGUUCUAAGCCCCUAUACACUAUAAACUUUCACAGGUUUAAUGGGCGCUUAACCAAAACACAAUGCAUAUUACCAGUUUAUGACUAGAAAAUUCACACACAGUGCUGAGCUGCAACUCAAAUCAAUGUUCAGGUUCCCAGCUUUCAGAUGAUAUAUACAAAAAUGGGUCUAUGGUAGGGAGGAGGGAAGUAGAAGAGGUUAAUGUAACAAAAGCAUCCUACAAAAAUACUGCAGAAGUACUACACGAGAGGAAUCUGAUAAGAAUGAUUUGAAGUGCAGCCAGCUGGUCUUAUUCUCUGCUGGAGUCCAACAUUGCUGCUCCCCCCUUGAGACUGUCUGAGGUCUGGACCCAGCACUCGCCAAUCAAAGCUGAAAACAGACACUGAUUCAUGAAUGAUUCAUGGUGUGGGCGGGAGCUUGUGUUGGUGCGAGCUGCACUGUAGGCAGGACGCUGAAAUUGUGACAGGCCGGUUAACGAAUGGUGCAGAGGCAGGGCUAAGAGGAGAGAGCCAAUGAUGGAGAGAAGCCUGUGCCGUUCAGCCGAGACAUGGAGAGCUGCAAGGAGUGGCGGAGGGAGCGAGCGAGUGCACGAGCGGCGGCUGAGAGUGCACGAGAGUGCUGGGCAGGAAAACAGGUCGAGGAGUGAACGCGGAGGAGGGAGAGAGUGGAAGACGGAGUGAUAGGUGGAGCACCAAAGACAGGAGAGUGCAUCUGUUGACUUGCAUCUUCUUAAGACAGAGCCAGACACACAGAAAUCAUGGCAAACAUCACUUCUGCUAUACACCCAAGCAAUCUCCCGUGGCACCCUGAGGCGGUCCCACUCUCCCAUGUCUCCAUGCAGGUCCAGGAGGUCUACCCUUUCCACGACGGCUGGAACGUGGCCUGCUUCAUUAUCCUUCUGCUCUUCAUCCUCACUGUCGUGUCUCUGGCUGCCUUGGCCGUGCUCUAUGAGCUGCUGGACUGUGGGUGCUGUGCCAAAGGGAAGACACAUCACCAGCUACAGGAGGAGGGGCCGGGGAGCUGCGGCAAGCUAAUGACCAGCAUUUGCAAGGAGCCGGAAUCCCACACUGAGGUGGUAUAGGGUGAGGCAAGGAUGAAGAUAAGGAAGAGUAGGAAUUCGGCUUUCAGUUCUGAACUGGGUUGACCUGAGUGUUGGCCGAAUUAGAAAAGAACUUCUAAAACGUGCCCAACAGUGUUCAGUUGCUCACAGUUGAAAAGAUACAGAUGGAAGAGACCAGAUAACAGAACAAUGUAAAAAAGAAAGGGGGCGGCUUGUCACUGAUUUGGAGUGAGUCUAGUUAGCUUUUCAUUCCUGUUCAGAGGAAUUCUUCACACAUGUACAUUCACUACCACUUAACACACAAGGCGGACCCCGAAAGCCAUACUUAACACCAGAAACACCACCAGAAGAAAGACAGAGAACUCGAGUCGUCUAAUAAUAACAACAAUAGUACUAGAAAUAGUACUAGUGAGGCCAUGUUAACAUGAAAACACUAAUAAGACCAAAUAUCAACUAGUUUUCAUCUGCCCUGUGAGUACUGCACGUACCUGUGAGCUGGCUGAGAAUUAGCUUCUAUGAGAUAAGGUAAAAUGUUGUAAACAGGUGGAAAAUCCUGUCCAAAUCUAAAGACUUCAAUAUCCCAGUUUCCCAACAGGACCCGAUGGACAACAAAUGGUCGAGCUUUGUUGGACAACAUUGCUGCUUCGAAUAAAGCCUGUGUUUCUCUGUUCUCUAGUAAAGUGUAUGCCAGUGUUGUCAACAUGUUUAGCAUCGCAACAUUAUCUUAUAACAAGUGACACUUGGUUGGUGCACAGUGAUGUAAUAUAUCAUGUAAUUUUGAGCACAAUGUAUAAGCCUAACCCCAAGAUGCUUAAUAAAUUGUCACUAAAUUAUGUACCAGCCUUUUUUUUCUGCUAAGAGAACAGAUGUACGAAGGGAACUUCAAAGGGAAGAUAUAUGAAGGGUGGCAGGGUAAAGUGUAGCCUGACCUACACGGUGAUGCUGGGUAAUUACAAAGAAGACGUGUUUGAUUGUUUCUAAUUCUUUGCAAACUUUCACUUCCGCAUUCACUCACAUUUUUACCAAUGGAUUUUCAAAAUUUUCCCUAACUUUUCCAUAAUAUCAUCUCCUAUUUCCAUGACUUACAGUAGUUUAACAGGGUCGGCCUACGGGCAGGUGCAGGACUGAGUCCUAAAACCCAGAAAUGCUACUCCUUGUUCCCUAAUCUUAAAGUCAAUAGGUUUUUGGAUGGGUGGAAAUAUUGGUCAUGGAACCAUAGUGUAGUUUUUUUUAAUUGCCUAACGUUAGCUUUUUACUUCUGGUGAUUGCAUUUAUGCUUCAAAAAUCAUAAAAGUUGUGUUAAUUUGUGAAGAUUAGCUUGCUGAACAAAAUGUGUGUUUCAUACACUUUCAUUUGCCUUUUUUUUGUCUGCAACAUUCCAAAAUCCAUUGGACAAAAAUUCUAUUGACAAGGGAACCAGAGCGACCCUAACUUCCAUUCCGGCCUACAAAAAGCAUCAUCCCUGCAGCGCUCUAUAUAGCAAUGCAGCCAUACAUUAUUACACACGCACUCCCCAGGCAUUUGUGGCUAAGCAAACUGCUAGCACUUACUAACUUUACUUGCUCAUUAGACAUUCCUGCCACCAACUACCUGCAUAUGCCAAGAGACCAGACCUGCACAUACAGGUACUUCAAGGCUGGGGUAUAGAACACCAAAGAUUCUGCAGAUGUCGAUGCAAUUUGACAUGUGCUUGGUUUAUAAUCUUGAUAAGUCUGUAUGCAAUUAUUUCUUGUUAAACAAAUGUC